CUCUUCCCUGAACUCCGACAACGUCUUGUUUAUAUUCAAACAGUCGAUUUUCCCAAUUUUUCCGCAGCAUUAUUUUUCCUUCACUGUUUCUCCGCUAUAUGUAAUCGCGUCCAGAUAUCCUCAGCUUCUCUUCUCCGUGAAUGAUUUUGUGCUCUGAUGCGUCUUCUCAAUGGCUGGUGAUACGUCGACAUGAAUGGAUUGUGAUUUCCGGAACGCGUAUCGGACGUGUUUUUUUUUCGGCUGUUUAACGCAGAAUCUCGGAAUUCGGUUCAGAGGUGUCCGGAAUUGAAGUGUCAUUAGUUGAUCCAUCGUGUCAUCAAUAUAAUUAAUGAGCUGUUUGGUUGGGCUGAAGAGGAAUCUCGUGAUCUGCGCUCAAAGGUGUGAUGAGGGUUCAGUGAAAAAUGAUGCAAGAAGCAAUGGGAAACCUUGAAUAUUUGAGGCCGUCGUGAAGAAGCUGUUCAAGAAAAAUCAGAUAAUCGAAGUGUUAACUACAAAGCGAAUCUCCUAAUAAGAAUCUCAAUAUUGUCGAUAUGAUAUGAAAAGCGUUUGAUGUGUAUAGUUAAGAGCAAAGUGUAAAGGCUGUAAAAUAUAUUGGAUUAAAAUUUAUUCUCCUAUUGAAGAAGAGCCUGCUAAAAAUCUUUUUUUCUGUGCUCAAUCUGCAAGUUGAGCUGUUUAUCAUCCAUUGGUUGAUUACAAGAUUGGAGGAUGAGGACCGUGCCAGUGAAUGCUGUUCAUUAGUUCCCUGAAGACGAUGUCCAACCGCAGAACCAACCAUAGCAGGAAGGAAUUUUAAGUACACGCUGCCUACCUUCCUGUACAACAAAACUGGCAUCCGCAGUGCAAUUUUCGUAACUCACACGCCUCUAUCAAGGUUAGCCCCCACCACCCCCUAAAUGGCCCCAUGGCUUCGUGUAGCCGUGCGCACGCCAUCAAUGCGGUGUUGGUGGCUGGAUUCCUGCUGAUACUGCUCAAUUUGCUCGGCUCUCGUUGGGACUCUACACCGAUAGGUCUGCCUCGGAUGGGAACCACACAAUGGCCGAAACGCACAAGAAUCAGUUCCGACCGGUUCGUUCAAGUUCACGCGCUAAAUCAGAACCGAAGCGCCGAUAGCAGCAGCAAUGGCACAAACAAUGCUAACCAUAGUCCCCACUCCAACUACAAUCAGUCCGGGUCCCUCCAGCAAAUAAAUCCCCACGAUAAUACUAACACUCCCGCUGUGCAAUCGCCAAAAUCUCAAAAGUUCAACGAAUCUCAACCGACGGCGAGUGACAGCCUCAGCAACGAUACUAAUCUUAGAUGGUUAAGUAGCAAAAAUUCCAGUAGCAUUAGCGAUAACAGUGAGAAUCUCCUAGAUGUUGUAAGUAGUAAAGAGCCCAUAACCAAUAGUAGCGGUAAGAAAAUUGUUCCUGGAGCACAGCGUCAGCAGCAAAACGAAACUUUACAGACUGAAGGAGGAAGCAGUGACAAUGGCACUCAGCUGUUGAACAGCCUCGUGAAAAUUCUCGGUGGAAAGAGUUGUCCACCUAUUCCGCCAAAUUUGGAUGGUCCCGUCGAAGUGGACCCCACUUUCGAAACGCUCUCGUCGGUGGAACUAAAGCUGUCCACCAAGCUGCAGCCCGGUGGUCAAUAUACUCCUCGCGAGUGCACAGCUCACGACCGGGUGGCAGUCAUCGUGCCCUACCGGGACCGUGAGCAUCAUUUACCUGUUUUUCUGAAGAAUCUUCAUCCAUUCCUGAUGAAACAGCAGAUCGAGUAUGGCAUCUACAUCGUGGAACAGGCGGCCGGAUCACAGUUCAACCGGGCAUCGCUGAUGAACGUUGGUUUCGCCGAAGCCAUGAAGCAGAAAACCUGGGACUGCAUGGUGUUCCACGACGUCGACCUGCUUCCGAUGGACGAUCGGAAUCUGUACACCUGUCCGGAUCAACCACGGCACAUGUCCGUUGCCGUAGACACGUUCGGCUUCAAGCUGCCUUAUAGUACAAUUUUUGGCGGUGUAUCCGCAAUGACCGCGAAGCAGUUCCGCGCCGUUAACGGCUUUUCCAACUCGUUCUGGGGAUGGGGUGGCGAGGAUGACGACAUGUCCAAUAGGCUGAAACACAUCGGGUUCCACAUCGCACGCUAUCCUGUCAAUAUCGCACGCUAUACAAUGCUGAGCCACAAAAAGGAGAAGGCUAACCCGAAAAGGUACGAGAAGCUUGUUACCGGGGCGAAGCGAUUUGACAGUGAUGGAUUGAACUCGCUGCACUACAAGUUGAUCAAUUUGAUUCGCAAGCCGCUGUUCACAUGGGUCCACGUGGAAAUUUCGCCCGAGAACAGCUGAUGACAGUCGUUCCUGCCAAAUUGGCUGGGAUGAAAUCAAACGAUCUCGACCGGUGAGUCUAACUGACAUCGGCCGCGACCGAUCAUAAAACGGUAAGGAAUGAAUUCAGCGAGCGUCAUGUCGUGCUGAUCAGAGGUGAGUGCGGACAAGAAUCUUAUACUGAAAACGAAACCAAAAUUACUCCCGACCAAAGUGAUCGGAACGAACCGAAUCUCCUCCGCUGCAGAGAUGUGACUGUAUUUCUUUGUACUUUUGAAAAGUUCUUAUAAUGUAGCACCCUCAUUCGUUUUUUUUUUGUUUUUUUCUGAUCAUGUUAUUUUGUUUAUCUGUAUAUGUAUGGGGUGAAAUGGUAGGAGAUGCCAAGAUUGUGAGAUGAAAGUGAGAAGAUAUUACUAGGAAACUGUGUUACUUAACUUAGGCAGAAAAGGAAUCCCUUUGGAUAAUAAUGAGAGCAGGAAAGAAUUUUAUUGAUCUGGCUAGCGGAAUAAAUCAACCGUGUUCUAAACGCGAA
Armigeres subalbatus is the source of this 2831-nucleotide messenger RNA. Its product is annotated as beta-1,4-N-acetylgalactosaminyltransferase bre-4. The transcript has 7 exons. Bases 902 to 2320 code for a protein of 472 amino acids. Gene Ontology annotation, biological process: glycosphingolipid biosynthetic process; carbohydrate metabolic process. Gene Ontology annotation, cellular component: Golgi apparatus. Lineage: Eukaryota; Metazoa; Arthropoda; Insecta; Diptera; Culicidae. Gene Ontology annotation, molecular function: galactosyltransferase activity; N-acetyl-beta-glucosaminyl-derivative 4-beta-N-acetylgalactosaminyltransferase activity. The record is from RefSeq and is a predicted model, not a curated record.